Messenger RNA from Lactuca sativa (garden lettuce), 1906 nucleotides. RefSeq names its product feruloyl CoA ortho-hydroxylase F6H1-3. NCBI's taxonomy places the organism in Eukaryota, Viridiplantae, Streptophyta, Magnoliopsida, Asterales, Asteraceae. The record is from RefSeq and is a predicted model, not a curated record.
UCCACAAAUGAGAGGACGAAAUUGAGACCUCGUGGAUUAUUGAUUUUCACAGUAUGCUUUCGAAAGCUUGCAUUAUGAUCAUAGUGAUUGAAUGAUAGAAAUAUUUUAUUUUCAUAAACUCUUAAUAGUGUUUUUCUGAAAAACUCCCGUAUCCGAUCCGAACAGGUUUAUGAAUCAUGGUUCCGGUUCCAAACAAUUUGGAUAAGCACUGCGCAUAGAUGGAAUGGAGGCCACCCGUCCCUAUGUUCAAAUUAUUUUUAUGGGAAAUUAAAUUGCUAUAAAUAGAAACAUAUAGUAGGAGGCUAUUUAACCUCUCUUUGAUUUUUAUAUAUUUCUAUUUAUAGUGUUUAUCAAUGCUAUAAAUAUAACUUACUUUCACAUUAACUAUUCAUCUCAUUUGCUAUUGCUAGCAUUUUUUUUGCAUCGAAGUUGAAAACUAAAAAGGUAAUUCCAAAUCUCCGAUCCAUGUGUUGUGUGUUAUCAACUCAACAUAUGAAACACGAUUUAUUUGGUUACAUUUUUAUUGUUUAAUUAUUUGAUGUACAUGUAUAAUGACGGGAAGUCUUUUUCCGAGAAAAUAUAUCUAACAAUUUUUAACUCUGUGAAAUUAAUCCAGGUUUCCUUAAAUGGCGCUAUCACAUUGCGCUACAGGAGAACUUAAACAAUUUGUGGUCGAUGAAGGCCAUGGAGUGAAAGGUGUAUCAGAGCUAAAGCUCAAAACUUUACCUGAAUUGUUCAUUCAACCUGUUGAAAGACGACUCGAUGUGAGCAAAGUGUUGCCAAAUGAGUUGAUCCCAGUCAUCGACUUGUCAAAUUAUGAAGAUCCAGAAGUAAUGAAAUCAAUAUGCUAUGCUGCUGAGAAGUGGGGAUUCUUUCAAAUUGUUAACCAUGGUUUGCCUCUAGAUAUAAUCGACGCUAUCAAAGAUGCAACACAUAAGUUUUUCGGGUUGUCAACGAAAGAGAAAAAGAAAUACUUGUCCCAAAAUACUCCUUCCAAAAAUGUAAGAUUCCUUACGAGUUUCAAUCCCGACGUGGACAAAGCUUAUGAGUGGAAAGAUCACCUAAGUUGUUUCUAUGUUUCCGAUGAAGAAGCCUUGCAAUAUUGGCCCACUAUUUGUAAGUAUCAAGUUCUUGAAUACCUAAAAUCUAGUGAAUCGGUUAUCAAGAAAGUAUUAGAAGUGCUAAUUAAGGGAUUGGGCAUACAAGAACUUGAUGAAACUAACCAACUAUUUCUUAUGGGUUCAAAGCGAAUAAACCUAAACUACUAUCCCGUAUGUCCCAACCCUGAGCUCUCAAUUGGUGCAAGUGGUCAUUCAGAUGUUUCAACGUUAACAGUGCUUCUUCAAGAUCAGAUCGGGGGACUUUAUGUAAAAAAGCUUGAUAGCGAUAAGUGGGUCCAUGUCACUCCUGUUAAGGAUUCGUUGACCAUAAACAUUGGUGAUGCUCUUCAAAUCAUGAGCAAUGGUCGAUAUAAGAGUGUAGAACAUAAAGUGGUUGCUAAUGGGCAUGAUAACCGGAUUUCAGUGCCGAUCUUUGUGAACCCUAGGCCGAGUGAUGUCAUUGGCCCAUUGCCGGAAGUGAUUAAUAGUGUGGACAACAUUUUAUACAAGCAUGUUCUAUACUCGGAUUAUGUGAAGCAUUUUUUUAGGAAAUCAACAAACGGGAAGGAUACUAUUGAUUUUGCUAAGAAGUAACAUCUGAUUCUACUUAAUGUAUUCGUAAUAGGACUCAUUUAGGAGUAUCAUAAAGACUUUUGCUAAGAUGUAAUUCUAAUUUAUGUAUCCCUAGUAGUACUUGUUUAGGAAAUCAACAAGGUUUGCAUGAAUCUUUAUGCAUGAACACUGAGGGUGGGCAUGAUUACAAAUUUUCUAUUAUUUAAUAUAUAUACUUAUUAUUAUUAUUAUUA